AUGAUUGGCACCCCACCGUCCACCCCAUAUACACCACGGGAAACUCAACUGGAAGUCGAAUUUGUUAAAGAAACUCAACUGGCGGUCGAUUUGGAGGAGGGUCAAUCUUCAAAGGCAAAAGGAAAACGGGUCCAUAAGAAGAAAGGACCAGACGAGCCACUAGAAAAAACGGAAAAACAAAGUUGGUCGAACAAGGAAGAAAUGGCGUUAGCUAGGGCUUGGCUUGAGGUCACCGAAGACCCGGAAGAAGGAAACUUUCAAAAGAUGAAGAUUUAUUGGAAAAAAAUUGGUCAAAUCUUCCAUAAAAUUCUCAAGAAAGAACCAUAUAGGGGACCCGAUUCGUUGAGUGGGAAGUGGAGUAAAAUGCGUCUCAAUAUCCAAAAAUUCAACGAAAUAUACACUCAUCUCAACCAUAAUCCUCCAAGCGGUUCAAAUGAUACCGACAUCAUAAAACUAGCACAUCGGGAGUAUAAAGCUACUCUUGGUGAGCCGAGUACGAAGAGGUCAAAGACGACGUCCGAUUCGGCUGAGCCCCAAAGUCAAGGGUCAAAUGCGCAAGUUGAAAUCGAUCUAAACACCACGGAGGAAGAGGGGGAGAGCUUGAGGGAGCGUCGGUAUUACCGCCCAGGUGGUCGAGACAAGGCCAAAAAAGCUUCGCGUGCCGGUUCAUCUAGUUCAUCCGGUAAGGUUGUGUAUUUGGAGGAGUUUGCUCAAUUAGGGGAGAAGUUGGAGGGUUUGAUUGGAGUUGGCAAGGAGCGGGUGGAAUUGGGGAAGAAACGGGUUGAUUAUGAACUACAAAAAAUCAAGAUGAAACAAGAUGAACAAUAUAACAAAGAUAUGACAAGGUUGGCAAUGGACACAUCACGACUUAUCGAAGUCCAUAGGGUGGCGGUGGAAACUAUGAAGCAAAGAAUCCGCGAAAAACAUAACCUGUCACUUGAAUAUCCAAUUAGGCCAGAACUUGGACUGCAGACGCUAACAGAAGUUGCUAGUUGGGGAUCUCCUGUUAUAAGUACAAUGUUUGUGAUAAUGCUUUGA
This is a messenger RNA of Erigeron canadensis, 1038 nucleotides long. RefSeq lists its product as uncharacterized. The record is from RefSeq and is a predicted model, not a curated record. Bases 1 to 1038 code for a protein of 345 amino acids. NCBI's taxonomy places the organism in Eukaryota, Viridiplantae, Streptophyta, Magnoliopsida, Asterales, Asteraceae. The transcript is spliced from 4 exons.